Messenger RNA from Penicillium chermesinum, 666 nucleotides. RefSeq names its product peroxiredoxin. Gene Ontology annotation, cellular component: mitochondrion; cytosol. The record is from RefSeq and is a predicted model, not a curated record. The transcript has 2 exons. The coding region runs from base 1 to 666 and encodes 221 amino acids. Lineage: Eukaryota; Fungi; Ascomycota; Eurotiomycetes; Eurotiales; Aspergillaceae. Gene Ontology annotation, molecular function: peroxiredoxin activity. Gene Ontology annotation, biological process: cellular oxidant detoxification; cellular response to oxidative stress; cell redox homeostasis.
AUGGCUGACCGUGCUGCUCCCCUCCGUUUGGGCUCCAUUGCCCCUGACUUCGACUCCGAGACGUCCAACGGUCCUAUCAACUUCCACACCUUCCUCGGUGGAAAGUGGACCAUCCUUUUCUCCCACCCCGAUGACUUCACUCCCAUCUGCACCACCGAGCUCGGUGCUUUCGCCAAGCUCGAGCCCGAGUUCACCCAGCGUGGUGUCCAGCUCAUUGGUCUGAGUGCCAACAAUGUCGACUCCCACCACCGCUGGAUCAAGGAUAUUGAUGAGGUCACUGGCUCCAAUCUCAAAUUCCCAAUCAUCUCCGACCCUGAGCGCAAGGUCGCCUACCUGUACGACAUGGUUGACUACCAGGACACCACCAACGUCGACCAGAAGGGUCUGGCUCUGACCAUCCGCUCCGUCUUCAUUAUCGACCCCGCCAAGAAGAUCCGCCUCAUCAUGACCUACCCUGCUUCCACCGGCCGUAACACCGCCGAGGUCCUGCGCGUCAUUGACGCUCUCCAGACCACCGACAAGCACGGUCUGACCACCCCCAUCAACUGGCUCCCCGGUGACGACGUUGUCGUUCCUCCCACCGUUUCUACUGCCGACGCCAAGGCCAAGUUUGGUGAGAUUCGCGAGGCUAAGCCCUACCUGCGAUUCACUAAGGUUCCCCAGUAA